AUGGGAGUGAUGAAGAUGAUCGUGAUGGUUAUGAUGAUGAUGAUUGUAUUGGUUGGAACCACAAGAGGAGGCCGAAGCAUCGUGCCUCUGGUUGAUCCACGUUUAGACUGUGUGAAUAAGUGUAAUGACUUGUGCUACUCAACCGAACCAGAGAAUAAAAACUGCGUUCCUCAAUGCAUCUUCUUUAGAUGUGGCCCUCCUACUCUUCCUACCAAGAUGAAGGCUCCACACACUCAGGAAAUCCGAGCAUAA
Microthlaspi erraticum is the source of this 252-nucleotide messenger RNA. The record is from the annotation of a GenBank genome assembly. Lineage: Eukaryota; Viridiplantae; Streptophyta; Magnoliopsida; Brassicales; Brassicaceae.